Eptesicus fuscus (big brown bat) is the source of this 189-nucleotide messenger RNA. RefSeq names its product small nuclear ribonucleoprotein G-like. The transcript has a single exon. Lineage: Eukaryota; Metazoa; Chordata; Mammalia; Chiroptera; Vespertilionidae. The record is from RefSeq and is a predicted model, not a curated record. Gene Ontology annotation, biological process: mRNA splicing, via spliceosome; spliceosomal snRNP assembly. The coding region runs from base 1 to 189 and encodes 62 amino acids. Gene Ontology annotation, molecular function: RNA binding. Gene Ontology annotation, cellular component: SMN-Sm protein complex; U1 snRNP; P granule.
AUGAGCAAAGCUCACCCUCAUGAGUUAAAAAAAUUUAUGGACAAGAAGUUAUCAUUCAAAUUAAAUGGUGGCAGACAUGUCCAGGGAAUAUUAUGUGGACUUGAUCUCUUUAUGAAUCUUGUGAUAGAUGAAUGUGUGGAGAUGGCAACUGGUGGGCAACAGAACAACAUUGGAAUGGUGGUGAUAUGA